AUGGAUCACUCGAUGCACAUGGGCCACGAUAUGGGCCAUGGUGAUAUGGACAUGGGUGCUCAAUGCAACAUGAAUAUGGUCUUCACCUGGUCGUCCGAAAAUCUCUGCAUCAUUUUCCGUUGGUGGCGCAUCACCGGGCCACUCUCCUUUCUCAUCUCGCUCGUCCUUAUCGUCCUCCUCACAGCAGGCUACGAGGGAGUCCGCUCAGUAACUCGCAAGUAUGAAGCUGCGCAUAAUCAGUGGUUGAACUCAUUCCACGUGGCUUCAGCUACAGGUGGAGCAGAAGAUGGGAUCAUUGGCCAGUCUAUCGCCAACGUCUCGGAGGGUAUCCGGCCCGUAAGUGGCGAGCGCUCACCACUGCUUGCAGGACGGGAUAACAGGGCUGCUGUGGCAUGCCGGGGAAGAAUCAUGCUGGCUGCUUUGUAUGCCAUUCAGGUGUUUUACAGCUUCUUCAUCAUGCUUCUCUUUAUGACAUACAACGGUAUGGUCAUGCUGGCAGUUACAGUGGGCGCAUUCGUUGGAUAUCUAGCCUUUGCGGACGGUACCCCUGCUGCCAAGUCCGUUGCAUGCCAUUAG
Messenger RNA from Penicillium cinerascens, 576 nucleotides. Its product is annotated as low-affinity Cu transporter. Lineage: Eukaryota; Fungi; Ascomycota; Eurotiomycetes; Eurotiales; Aspergillaceae. Gene Ontology annotation, biological process: copper ion transmembrane transport. Gene Ontology annotation, molecular function: copper ion transmembrane transporter activity. The coding region runs from base 1 to 576 and encodes 191 amino acids. The record is from RefSeq and is a predicted model, not a curated record. Gene Ontology annotation, cellular component: membrane. The transcript is spliced from 4 exons.